UUCUAUUCGCGCAUCCUGGUUCUUAUUCUAUGUAAAAAAAACCAUCUGCAGUGCGGAGUGUACCCUCUACAGAAAAAUAGUUCAUGUUUAGAUCGUCAACUUAACAACUUAAAAAAAUGACUUAAUCAUGUUAAUUGCUUGUUAGAGACGGGUUUAAAAUAUUCGACUGGCAUUUUUUUCCUGCUUUUUAAUAAUCAUUCAAACUUUUAAUAAUUUGACAAACUUUUUUUAUUUAUGUGAUGUGUUAGUAUCAAAGACAUGAAGGUACUUUUUUUUUUCAUCAAUUCAUUGGUACAUUUUCAUGCGUGCAUUUAAGUUUCUGAACAAGUUUAAUAUUAAAAAAAUUUCUUUCCCCCAUGGUCUAAACAUAUGUACCAAGUUUCAACAAAAUACAUCAAUCAGAACGGCCUUUAUAUUUACGCUGCCUUGGAGGAAAGAAGCAUGAUAUUUGCCUUCUGUAUCUAAAGACUAAAUAUAUAAAAUAGAGAAAAACCAAUGGUGAUGCAAAACAUUUCAAAUGAUUUACAUAUUAGAACAGCAUUUUAUAAACAUCAUACCAAGCAUUUCUUUGUUGUAGCUUUCAAGAAAAAGCUCUAAUCAUUUAUAAAUCAUCAUCGAACUUAGACUAUUGACAUUUUCAAAAACUUUAAAAAAUUAUUAAAUGGUUUUGAAAUGGUGUGAAAAUGGUUAAAUAAAAAAAAGAGUCUAUGGAUUGUUGUUUAAAAAAAUUUCAUAACUUUUGUUGAUUUUUUUUCAUUUUUAGUAAUGUUAUAACUAUCCAAACAUUUUUUGAAGUUAUCUCUCUGAAUUAUUGAAAUACUUAUUCUUUAUUUUGAUUUUUUUUUUUUUAAAUAUAUAUGUAUAUAUAUUGAAAAUAAUUUGUCUCAUUUCAUAUGUUCUUUAAAAAUAGUGCUUAAAUCUAAAGAACAUUUCAGAAUUUUAUAUGUGGGAGUAGUGUGAUAAUUAUAAACAUAUAAAAUUUCUCCGAGUAUAAAUUUUAGAAUUUUAAAUGCUGAAUUUAUUUUUUUCCGGAAUGGCAUUCCAGUCCAUUCCUCUUGGCUUGUAUCCACCGGGCAGGAAUUUUGAGCAGCAAGAACAAAAGCCUCCUUUAAAUAAUAAUCAGAAUGUUCCUGUACCUCCUCCCCAACCACCGCCACCACCUAUCAAUGGUGAAAAGUCUCCAAUAACUGCUUUAAUUUGUGAUCAAUGUGGUAAGACAUUUGCGGACAAAAACAGUUUUCAUCAACAUGCCCAGUUUCAUUCAAAGCCUUUUGCAUGCAAAGUGUGUAAAAAGACAUUCAAUUCCCAAGGGACUCUCACUCAGCAUAUGCGCAUCCACACUGGGGAGCGCCCUUACAUCUGUCAACACUGCGAUAAAAAGUUCAACCAGGCGGCUAACCUUCAACAGCAUCUUCGGAUUCAUACGGGAGAAAAGCCUUUCGUCUGUGAACAUUGCAACAAGUGUUUCAAUCAAAAGGCUAUUCUCCAGCAGCACAUACGUAUUCACACGGGUGAAAAACCCUAUACCUGCAUGUAUUGUGGGAAGAAAUUCUCCCAAUUGACCAUCUUACAGCAGCACAUCAGAAUCCAUACUGGUGAAAAGCCUUACGGAUGCGAAGAAUGCGGAAAGCGUUUCAACCAGAAAACGAUUCUUGAUCAACACAUACGGCUGCAUACUGGAGAGAAGCCUUUCACAUGUCCCUACUGUGGGAAGAAGUUCACUCAGAUGGCGAUCCUCCACCAGCACGUUCGGAUCCACACGGGAGAAAAGCCUUACGGCUGCGAGCGCUGCGGUGAGAAGUUCUCCCAGAAGGCCAUCCUCGUUCAGCACAUUCGGGUUCACACGGGAGAGAAGCCUUUCCCCUGCAUGUAUUGUGACAAGAAGUUCAGUCAGAAGGCGAUACUCCUGCAGCAUAUCCGGGUGCACACCGGGGAGAAGCCAUACGGGUGCGAACACUGCGGGAAGAGGUUUCGUCAGAAAACUAUCCUCCAGCAGCACAUCCGCAUCCACACAGGCGAGAAGCCGUUCGUGUGUGAGCUCUGCGAUGAGAAAUUCAGCCAGAAGGGGAAUCUGCAGAAACACUUGCGCUCUCACUCGGGCGAGAAGCCGUUUGUGUGUGAUCACUGCGGACUGAAGUUCACUCGCAAAGUGAUGCUGGACCUUCACAUACGUAUGAGUAUGAAGGGACCGCACACCUCCACCGACAUCGGCAAACCUGUCUCGUGUCACUUCGGCUUGUCCACCGACAAUAACAAACAGCUGAGCAAACCGUAUAUUUUCAAUGCACCUCCAAGUGAUAAACCAAUUGCUAAGCCAUGCCACUUCAAUCUGGCAACAGAGAAACAAGCAGCUCAUGCUUCUCUUGCGGCUUGUGUUUCGAGUGCCAUAGCUCAGAAUGAAUGGGCUUUUCCACAGUAGCAUUUUCAGUAGAUCUGUGAUUUUUUCCCCCUUUUGUUCUUUUUUUUCUCUUGCUCUUAACCUGUGCUAUUAUUGAUUUCUUUUAACUUUGUUGAUAUAUUUUAAUUGUCUGAUUUAUAUCAGUGUUAGUUGAAAUUGUUUACAAGUGUCUGACCAAUAUUGGGUAUGACAAAUAUUCAAGUGAAGGAAAAUGUUUAGAUGUAUUAAUACUGACUCCUUGUGUUGAGAAUUGAUGAAGAAUUCUAAUACCUAAAAUUAUAGUACUAAUACACUGGAAAAGAGUGAAUUCCUCUACUUUUAGAAGCCCUUUACCAAUAUUUUUUUGAUUUGAUUUUUUUUCCCCCCCAAAUGCAAGUCUAUUAUCUUUUAAGCUAUUCAUGCAUUUUAAACUUGGUAGAAUCUUGUAUUCCAUUAUCUUAGUAUUUCAGAGAUGAUGAUGAUUUAAAAAAUGGCCUUUCUUAUUACAGAUGUUUUUAUAUAUUUGCUAGAAUGCACUGUUAGUAACAUCUUCACCCGGUGAUGUUCAUUUAGAAUUAAAAAAAAAAAAAAUUCUGAUAAGUGAUUAAAAAUAUUGAUAACUAAUUAACAUUUUGGUUAAAAUCUUUUUCACCAAUAUGCAUAUUACAAAUGCAGCAUAAUGAGUAUUUUUAUUGCAUAUUUGUUUUUAAAGAACUUAUUAGAAAGUAGGAAUUCAGCACAAGGAGUUAAUGACAACUUUCAAAACUGUGAGCCAACUAUUUUGAGUUUACUUAAUUUUUGUGUUUUAUGCAGUUUUGUAAAAUGCUUCGAAGGAAGCAUGCAGAAAUCAUUAAGUAUUUCAUAAUUACUUUUAUUAGCUGUGAUUUGAUGGAUUAAGUUUUUCUUAACUGUUGUGGCCAUUUUAUGUUCCUUGAGAUUCUAGUUAAUAAAUUUUGCCAAAUCUUUUAUCAACUAUUCAUUUUUCAAAGCAUGUCAAAUGCUCUGAAAGUUAUAAAGUCCUUUUAGUCAGAUAAAAUAAAAACAAAGAAAAAAGUUGUUACUGGUUCUAAUUUUCUGGCCCUAAGUAAAAAUGAAAAUCUUUGAUUAAUGUGACCAUUGACCAUUAUUAUCUACAUAAAUGAUGUUUGCAUAAUUAUUUACCUUACUGUAAGCUUAAUUAUUUAACUAUUGUAUUUAUGUUGAAUCUUAAGUUAUAAUUUUAUGUUCUUUGGCUGUUAAUUUGUUUAGUUCCACUGGCAGAUUUUGCUUGCAAACAAAAUUAGGCUUUAGUAAAUGUCUGGAAUCUGAAUAUUCAUUUACUCUAAAAGAAUGUUUGAUUUUUUGUUUUGGAUUCUAUUUAAAAAAAGAUUAUUUUUCCCCCUUUAUAAAUUUUGGGCACUCCCUUUAAAUGCUGUGUAGCUAUUACGUGAUUGGUGACAAGAUUCAAUAUUGUACUGUAUCAUAUGAGAGGAAAAUAAAGCCUUCCGGGAGAACUAAGGAAAUUUACCUGCUGUGUGGAGAGAAGCCUUUGAGAACUAUAAUUUUCUUUGAAGCAUUAGUUGUCAAUGAGCCAUUCAUGUUCCAAUGGUUAAAUUGAUAAAGUGCCAUAGGAUUUUUUGCUGUUGGGUGAUAUAUUGAAAUAAAAUUGGAACUGUGCUGUAAAAUUUAUGUCUGAAAUCAGAUUUCAGUGUAAUUACAGUUCAUAUAUGUUUUUUUUUUUUUUAAUGAAAUGCAUUUAAAACUUAUAAUGGGGUUAAUUCAUGUUACUUUGUUACAUUACAAAUAUAAUUACAGUCAUUUAACAUCGCAUGCAACAUUUACAUUUUGUAUAAAGUUUUUGGGUAAGAAAAAAAAAUGUUAUUAAGCUUUUAGCUGUUGCAAUACAGAAGGAAAAGAUUGUUAUAGUAUGAAAAUAAUUUUCAAGUGUUUACUUAAAAAGCAUGAAUUAUUAAAGUAUAGACUAUGAUUAUUUGAAGGAAAAUUUUUAAACUUGCUUGAGACUUUCUUUUAUAUAGCUCCAAAACUGAAGCAUGAAUAUUUAUUAAUUAAUAAUUUAUCUAUAUUUCAGAUUUAUUUUAUAAUGUCAAUGAAUAGAAUGAUUCUAAUGUAAAUAUUAAAACAAUAUUGAAUGUGUUAGAAAAGUUUUUGAACUGUUUAAUGAAAAAUUAAUUUUAGUAUAAAAAUUGUUUUAUUAUUAAAACAUACAAAAAAAUUGAAAAAUUAUGUAAAUAUUACAUGAAUUGUUCGUAUUAGAAAUACCAAAUGCAAGAUAUUUAAUUUUAUAAAAGGCAAGCAGAUGUUUAAUGAUAAUGUGAAUUGACUCCAUUAUGAUGACAGACAAUAAGAAAUAUGUUUUAUUGUAAUUUUGCUUAAAAGCUUCACUAUAGUAAAAUUUUUGAUUUUAUAGUAUUUUAUUUUAACUUAAUUACAAAGUGGCUUUUAAAAAGUUAUGAAAUUAGUUUGUAAGGGCCAGAAAAUUUUCUCAGAUCUGCGAAUACAAAAUCUGACAAUUUAAUAACUUUAAAAGACUGACUAGAGAAGUAAAUGAUAAAAACAGCAUGUAAUAUUGAAAUCAUUACUAUUUUUUAAUUGUUUCAUUAUAUUUUUCAUUUGUUGAUUGUUAUUAGGUUUAUGGCUUAUUGCAUUGAGCAGUAUUUGAUAGGUCUGAGAUUGAGAUCUGUGUAUAUAUUUAUUAUGUUUACAUUUUCAUUUUAACCUUUUCCUUAUUUAUGAGCUUUGUUUCUUUUUUAGAUGCAUGUAAUUGUUAUUGUAGUAGUAGUAUUGUUUUGUAUUUCUAUCCUUGCUCUUUUUUUGGGGGUUGGCAUAAUAUUCUGGCUUUUUUUUGUUAAAUCUUCUGGUUCUCUAUUGCUUUCAAGAUUGUGGAUAUUUUAAUUUAAGAAAUAUCAUUAAUAUUUUUUGAUAUCUUAGCUUUUUUCCCCCCACUGUAUAGGAACGCAAGGUUAAUUUACUAAAAAUAAUCGUGGAAAAAAAUUGAAACUGCUAAACUUUUUAAAAAUUAUGAAAUAGCAAUUAAAGAAAUGUUUUAGUUUCUGAAUAAAAUUACUUCUAUUUAGAAAUAUUUAGGAAAGUUAUGUAUCAAUUUUUUUUGUUGUUAAAAUUAGUUUCAAAGGUUGAUAUUUCUUUUUUAUAUCAAACUGAAAUUAAUACUCUUUAAGAUUUUAGAUUUUAUUAUAUAUGAAAUUGUAUAUUUAAGAGGGUAUCUAAGAAGUGUUAAAUUGCUUAUUGGUGAGUGUGAAACUUCAUUUCUUUUGCUGAAUAUUUAGCAGUGGCACAAUUAAUGCAUUUUGCUUUUUAAUACUCUAUUUGCAUGCUAUAAAUUUUGUUGUUUUGUGUUUUGUUGCAUUAUUUUUCUCUUCAGCUUCAUCAUUUAUUGUUUUGUGUAUAUUUUAUUGAUUGUUGAAAUUUGUCAUGUUUUAAGCUUUGAUUUUGCUUUUCUAACUAUUUUUUAUUGUAUAGUUAGGCUCAUUAAAAAUGUACAUGUUAGUAAAGGUACUUAAAUAAAAAUACAACCUAUGACACACUUGAUACUUUAAAAAUGUUAUCAACCUCACUGAUACAACUUACAAGAUAAAAGCAAAGAAAGGAUGUACUCAAAUACACUUGAUAUAAACAGUCAUUUUUUAAUGAGAAUAUUUUCUGCACUUUUUUUUACAUAUCAUGUUUCAUAUCUUAAUAAACAGUUUGUUGGAAUUUCCUUUUAACAGCUACUUUAUAUUCUUAUAUUUGUUAAGUGCAUUAAUUCCUAUUUUUAUUCAAAUGUUGUAAUAAAGAAUAUAUAGUAUUUUUAGAUUUGCUAGUAUUACUUCAACUGUGCCGAAUUUCUGCUAGGACUUUUAAUACUGUAUUUACAUUGUCCUGUUCUUGUGGUAUGUUGGCAUGGCAUAGCAAAAUGGCCAACAAAUGGAAAUGUAAAAUGUUCAACAAUCCUUUACAACCACCCAUGAUAUGAUAUAGUAUGUAGUGUGAUUCAGGGUAUUAUAUAAAUGUUACAUGGCAGUGAAUUUUACAUGUUUUUACCCGGGACUCAUGGUAGGUAAAUAAACUUGUGUACGCUUGCUUCUAGAAAUACUUAGUUUAGUGAGCGCUUUGUUAACUAUGCAUAUAUGUACCAUAGGCUUGUGCAUUAUAUGAGGACUAGAUGGAAUGUCACAUAUUUAGAAUUUGCUGCAUAAUAUAAAAAAUAUUUAUUUCUGUAAUUGUGCAGGAUUAUGAUUUUUCAGUAUUUAUAAGCAGCAGAUUUAACUUUGACUACUAAGAGCCAGCAUUUUGAAGAAAGAAUAUUAUUUUAAAACUGAAAAAUCAGCAUUGUAUUUUAUAAAUUACAAUUCAAAAUGUGGGACAUUUAUUCGUAAUUUUAAAAAUUAGGCGUUAAUAAAAUAUAUAAAUAGGCUUUAGUUUAUUUUGUUACAUUAAAAUUAGUACAGUUUUCAAUCUUUUAUAAUAUAAAAAAUAUUGAAUAUUAUUUAUUCAAAUGAGUUAGCAUUUAUUCUUGAAUUAAUACUUAUGGUAGUAAAUUAUUUUUAAUACUAAAAUUAACUUUCUACUAUUACCAUUUAUCUUGAUGAUAUAUUAUUAUGUUAUUAAUUUCAUGUUUUAUAUAUUCAAGGUAUCUAAACUUUUUUUUUAGUUGAAAUAUAUUAUGAAUCACUUAUUUUCACAUAAUUGAAAAUGAUUAAAAGAUAAAAAUUCCCACAAAUUCUUAAAAAAAUUGAAAGAUUAUAUCUGAAGCUAAAUAAUUUUAAGAAACCAUAUUAAUUGAAAUAAUAAAACAAUCAAGAUUUGAAUCAUAUUAAAUAUGAAAAAUUUAUAAGUGAUUUGUCAAAUUUAAAAUUCUGCUGUUUUCAUUUUGAUUUCUAAAUUAGUAUAUUUAAAGUUACAAUGUUAUAUCUUAAUUUAGUAAAAAGUCAGUAAAGGUACUAUGUGCUUUUUGAUCUGGUCCAUUGUAAUCAAAGUGUGUGUACUAGCCUAUGUGUGAUGUUUUGUUAUUAUCAAACUGUAAUAAGUUUGUGUUCUUUUAAAUACUGGUUUAGAAUUGCCAGAAAUUGGAAAAUUCAUUAUAAAAUUAGCAAUAUAAUUCAAUUUGAUUUUCAUGCUGAUAUCUACAUCAGUUUGUAAAAUAAUUUGUUUUUUGGCAGUUAUGAAAUUUUAUCUCUGUAGAUCAGUUAUCUAUAUAUACUCAAAAUCUUAUUGUAAUUCUCAUUGUUUACUCAUUUAAAUUUUUGUGUUGUAGCUUUGUAUAAAUUUUAUCUCUUGUUUGACUGCCUUAUUCUCAUAUAUAUUAUUUAUUCUGUAUUACUUAGAAUUGUAUCAAUGUUUUUCUUAUGAAUUCAAUGAAUUUCAUACUAAUGAUUUAUAUGCAA
This is a messenger RNA of Argiope bruennichi, 7758 nucleotides long. RefSeq names its product zinc finger protein 501-like. The record is from RefSeq and is a predicted model, not a curated record. The transcript has 3 exons. Bases 1010 to 2419 code for a protein of 469 amino acids. NCBI's taxonomy places the organism in Eukaryota, Metazoa, Arthropoda, Arachnida, Araneae, Araneidae. Gene Ontology annotation, cellular component: nucleus.